AUGGCGACGCCGAUCUCUCCAUCUGAACAGACAAAGACAACCACCUUUAAGUCUCGGCGCGUGCUGGCCUGUGUUCUGUGUCAGCAACGCAAGAUCAAGUGUGAUCGUACAUUCCCGUGCGCCAACUGUAUACGUGCUGGUGAGCAGUGCAAGCAAGCAAUCCGCCAGCGACGCCGGAGGUUUCCCGAGAGAGACCUUCUGGCGCGCCUAAGACAUUAUGAGAGCCUGCUUCGCCAGCAUAACAUCAAGUUCGAUCCUCUCCACACGGCUACCACAGACCGCCGCAGGUCUCCAAGUGAGGAUGAGCGAGAUGAACUUCCGGAGGUUGUUCGGUCGGAAAGUACACUUCCUGUUCGGGACUCUCGCCCCUUCAAAGAAAACAAAGCAGCCAAGUCUAAAUCAUUGAAUCUCUGGCAUGCUAUGAGUCAAAAGACCGUAGAUCCCAAGAAUGAUGACGAAAAUGACGGCGAUGAUGAUGAAAUCGACGAUGGGUUCCUGCACGACAACGAUGAUCUGCGCCACGCGGUAAUUAAGAAGGCAUGGAACCAUAUGUUUCAAGGCAAAAGCAACGACCACCUAUUAUUUGGUUCACCGGCAGGGAACGUCGAUAACCUUUCUGCUUCGCAUCCGACCCAGGUACAGAUCUUCAGGCUUUGGCAGAUCUACUUGGACAACGUCAAUCCUCUUCUCAAAGUCACGCACACUCCCACACUUCAAACACGUAUCAUCGAUGCUGCUAGCGAUAUAUCCAACGUCAAUCCCACAUUAGAAGCAUUGAUGUUUAGUAUCUAUAGCGUCUCCAUUCUAAGUCUCACAGAGGAUCAAUGCAGUGCUUUGUUCGGAUAUGCUAAAAAGCAUCUAUUAACAACCUAUCAGUCUACAUGCCAGCAAGCGUUACGGGGUUGUUAUAUUCUACAAUCUAGUGAUCGAGAGUGCCUAACCGCGUUAUAUCUAUACCUAGUGUCGAUCAGACCUGACACAGACCCUACUUCUCUUUCGUCAAUGCUUAGCGUUGCUAUACGAAUUGGUCAGCGGAUUGGUAUUCAUAAUGAGUCAACGUACGGUAAAUGUUCCGCUCUAGAGGCCGAGAUGCGUCGAAGACUAUGGUGGUCUCUGAUCAUCUUUGAUAAUCGCAUCUGCGAGAUGGCCGAUUACAAGACCACGUCGCUGGCUCCUACGUGGGACUGCCGCAUUCCUCUUAAUGUGAGUGAUUUCGAACUUCAGCCAGAGAUCAAAACUCCACCCGCACCAAACGAGAGACCAACAGAGAUGCUUUUUGCUGUUGUGCGCAGUGAGCUCGCCGACUUUGUCCGUCAUAGUGCCUUCCACCUCGAUUUGACCAAUUCCUUUUUGACCACGAUCGCCCCUGGGUCUACUGCCAUAGACGAAAUGGAACGGGCUAUAACGCUAGAGAAGACAAUAGAAGAGAAAUACUUGGCAUCAUGCAAUCCAGAAAACCCACUGCACUUCAUGACGAUCUGGACAAUGCGGGGCUACAUGGCCAAGAAUCGACUCUUGCAACACUACUCCCAAUACUCGACAACCUCCACGCAGCAGACAGAUACACAGCGCAACGUUGGCAUUUCCUACGCACUGCGUAUGCUAGAGUGCGACACCAAACUCAUGACGUCACCUCUCACGAAGGGAUACUUGUGGCUUGUUCACUUCCACUUCCCCUUCCCCGCGUACAUCCACCUCCUCCAGGAGUUGAAGAAAGGGCCCGUCGAGGAGCAUGCAGACCGGGUGUGGGAGGUGAUGAGCAACAACUACGAGGUUCGCAUGAUGGAUGCCAAGGAUGACGAUCGCCCUUUCUUUAUCGUCUUCUCUCGGAUUGUCUUUCAGGCUUGGAAGGCGCGUGAACAGGUAGCCAGACAACAGGAGACGCCCCUAGUGGCACCGCGGAUUGUGUCGGAUAUCCGAAACAAAGUGAUGCAGAUGAUGUUGAAUUUCGGACAUGAUGCGGACACAGCGCAGCCAAGUGGUGCACCCGCUGUCAAUGCGGAUAACCUGUCAGUGCCCAUGCAUAUGGAGUUCAAUAUCCCUGCGGUGGAUUAUGGCGAUGGGGGGCAGAUGCCUACGAGUUUGAGGCCGUGGGGAUAUCCUGAGAUGGCUGGCCCGGGCUCCAUGGAUGUGGAUGCGAAUCAGUUUAUUUUGAACACUAUGGAGUGGAAUGCGUUGCAUGCACAAAGAAUGUGA
Penicillium concentricum is the source of this 2196-nucleotide messenger RNA. RefSeq names its product Zn(II)2Cys6 transcription factor. The coding region runs from base 1 to 2196 and encodes 731 amino acids. Gene Ontology annotation, biological process: DNA-templated transcription; regulation of DNA-templated transcription. The transcript is spliced from 4 exons. The record is from RefSeq and is a predicted model, not a curated record. Gene Ontology annotation, molecular function: zinc ion binding; DNA-binding transcription factor activity, RNA polymerase II-specific; DNA binding. NCBI's taxonomy places the organism in Eukaryota, Fungi, Ascomycota, Eurotiomycetes, Eurotiales, Aspergillaceae.